This is a messenger RNA of Canariomyces notabilis, 1317 nucleotides long. RefSeq lists its product as uncharacterized. The coding region runs from base 1 to 1317 and encodes 438 amino acids. The record is from RefSeq and is a predicted model, not a curated record. The transcript has a single exon. NCBI's taxonomy places the organism in Eukaryota, Fungi, Ascomycota, Sordariomycetes, Sordariales, Chaetomiaceae.
AUGGCCUUCAUACGUUAUGAAGUGUUGGGUUGGCAAAAUAUUCCAGUUCCUGCCUGGAGUACAUUGAAUAGCGGCGAGAUACUCCGGCAGCUCCUGGAAUCCUUGCACAACUUGAUGGGAUUAAGAUUCGUCCAUAAUGCCGGGCCUCGUGCCGCACCGAGGAAGUGGAACGCAACGGCAUCGGGGGCCAAAGACAACAAAGACAAGGCCAAAACCACGGCUGCAGCGCGAGAACCACCAGGAGCCCAAGGCAAUGCCGGCAACGCCAACAAACUACUCGCGCAGACUACGGCUGAGGCAACCAAGACCACAGGGGCUACGAAGCCUACGUUGAAGAGAAGCAUAGAUACAGAGGCGAUAAGUGAUUCGGACGCACCACCACCCAAAAAGGGGGGGAAGCCCAAGAAGGGGAACAACUUGAAACAACAGGCGCAGCCUACGGCAGAGGCAAGCAAAGCCACAGACGCUACAAAAAGAGCACCCGGAGCCAGAGGGAAAGCCGAUAAACAAGACGUGCAGCCUGCGACGAAAACAAGCAAAACCACGGAGGCUACAACACAAGCGCCACAAUCCCCAAAGACACUCAACACACAACCGGUGCAGCCUACCGUCAAUACAACCAGAGCUGCAGACCCUAUAGGACAAGCACCGCCUGCAAAGGGCAGAGAUAGACCCCCCAAAAGGGCGCAAAGAUUACUCUUUGGAGCGAGGAGACCGCCAAAGGGGAGGAAAGGUCCGGCAGCAACCCCCAAGGUCGCCAAACCCCCCCGCCAACCAGCAACAAGCACAGACAAGAUGAAGCGAAAAGUUCCUGAUACCUUGACUGACGACUCGGAGCCCGCCCGCAAAGUCAAGAAGCGGAGAAGUGGUGAAGACAGAGGUACACAGGCAGCCGCAGCGCCCACGGGGUCUAGCAACACGAAACUGGACCCUCCACAGACCAACGGCAACGAGCGGGAAGCCAGCCUUAACCCUCCUGCCAUCACCAACGGAGGACAAGGUGCCAACGUAAACCUGGCGACAGAUGCCACUGCCUCUCCUCCUCCCCCUCCCAAGGGGAAUGUGAAAAGAAAGCCCAAACCCAAGCCUAAACCGGCAACAACUGUCGUGGACGGGCAGGACGGGCAGGACCAUGGGGACGAGAGAAGUGGAGAGCCACCAAGAGUCACCAGAAGCUCAAAAUCCAAGAAGGACACGAAGGGCUCGACAUCCGAGAAAAACAUUAAGGGCUCGACAUCCAAGAAUGACACCAAGAGCUCGAAAACAAAGAAAGACACCAAGAGCUCGACAUCGAAAAAGACUCGAAGCAAAAAGUGA